Molecule: messenger RNA, 381 nt
Organism: Botrytis byssoidea
Lineage: Eukaryota; Fungi; Ascomycota; Leotiomycetes; Helotiales; Sclerotiniaceae
Exons: 3
Coding region: 1-381 (126 amino acids)
Cellular component (GO): cytosol
Source: RefSeq, a predicted model, not a curated record
AUGGCCUCCUCGUCUUCCGACAGCAGCGCAAUCGAUUAUGUGAAUCUUCCUACACCUCCCAGAGCCGUUGCGGAUUUUUGUUUGAUUCCCAUCGGUACACCCACCGCAUCGGUAUCGAAAGAAGUAGCUGCUGUUCAGCGAUUGAUGAAAGCUAGUGGGUUGAGUUAUAGUAUGCAUUCUGCUGGUACGACUGUUGAAGGUACCUGGGACGAAGUAAUGCGCCUGAUAGGUCAAGCCCACACGCUCGUCCAUCAGAACGGUGUUUUGCGUGUUCAGACUGAUAUUAGAGCCGGUACGCGGACAGACAAGGAACAGCAUUUUGCGGAGAAGGUUACCAAGGUUAAGAGUUUGCUUGCUGGGGAGGAAGAUGGUGGGAAGUAG